AUGUGGGCGACAUUUUGUCUAGCGUCCAGCUGCACAGCUUACGCUUGCCAGGCUUGUGAGGGAUUAGUGAGCAGCAUCUCUUGCCGAUUGGCAAGAAUCGGGUAUUGCAGCCUCUUCGCACUCUCCUUGCUGCUCGCAUGGAUGCUGCAUGACCUCACUUUCUUUGUUCUUCUGGCAGGAAGACUCUCAACAUACAACUGGAAUGCUGCAUGGAUUGCCAAAGAGAGUCAGUUCUGGUAUAAUGCCUUGCUUGCUGUGUCCUUAGUGUGCUACAUCACGACUUUUGUUUUCUUGGGAUAUCUGUGGAACAACUCGAAACUGUUGAGAAACACCUUCAGUGCUUGA
Selaginella moellendorffii is the source of this 345-nucleotide messenger RNA. RefSeq lists its product as uncharacterized. The record is from RefSeq and is a predicted model, not a curated record. The transcript is spliced from 4 exons. Lineage: Eukaryota; Viridiplantae; Streptophyta; Lycopodiopsida; Selaginellales; Selaginellaceae. The coding region runs from base 1 to 345 and encodes 114 amino acids.